Molecule: messenger RNA, 1946 nt
Organism: Trifolium pratense (red clover)
Lineage: Eukaryota; Viridiplantae; Streptophyta; Magnoliopsida; Fabales; Fabaceae
Exons: 5
Coding region: 259-1647 (462 amino acids)
Biological process (GO): endoplasmic reticulum tubular network organization
Cellular component (GO): endoplasmic reticulum tubular network
Source: RefSeq, a predicted model, not a curated record
UUAAUUUGAAUCAUGAUUGACGUUUACGCAUCAUCGGUUCUUUCUUCCUCUCAUACAAUUCCACUUCCACUACACCAUCAUAUCUCACUUUCACCCACUUCGUAUUUCGUCAAAUUGGUCACGUGCUCACGCGUGACUGGAACCUUCUCGAACCAUCUCAAAUCUCACUUCAUUGUUCAUUCCAUUCCGCGAUCCAAUUCAACGUGCUUUCUCUCUUAAGUCCAAAACCGCGUUUUCGAGAACAAGAAAUCGCCAACAAUGGCGGAAGAGAAAGCGGUUACUACCGCCGACGCCGAGAAGAAAGAGAAGACGAAUGACACGGUUACUACUACUACUAAUGGAAGCGGAAAGAAGAAGCGUAAAGGUUUCAUUUCGCGAAUUUGGAAUUUUGUAUUUAGGUCUAAUAAAGAUGAUUUUGAGAAGAGGCUUCAGUGUAUUUCUAAGGAAGAAGCUUCUGUUAUGAGUAGAAUGAACAUCAGAUCCCGUUCAUGGAGGCGUACCUCUCGCGACAUUAUUAUUUUUUCUAUUUUAUUUGAGGUCUUUGCUGUAGCUUAUGCGGUUAUGACAACAAGAUCCAUAGAUAUGAAUUGGAAAAUGAGGGCGAUUCGAGUUUUUCCGAUGUUUCUCUUUCCUGCCUUAUCAUAUGCUACUUAUUCAACAUUUGUAAGCUUCAUAAGGAUGUGUGACCGCAGGGACCAGAAAAUUCUUGAAAGGCUGAGAACUGAAAGGAAGGAAAAAAUUGACGAGCUCAAAGAGAAGACAAAUUAUUACAGUACUCAACAACUCAUUCAGAAAUAUGACACAGACCCAGCAGCAAAGGCAGCUGCUGCAACUGUUUUGGCAUCCAAGCUGGGUGCAGAUUCGGGUUUGAAAGUGUAUAUGGAAGAUAAAUCUAAAUCUGGUGCUCCAACAGGAAAGCCCAACAAUGUUGAACCUGUGCAGUCUAGUGGACUUCAAAAUCGCAAACAAGGGCAAACUCAAUCCACUAGUCCGGGGACAACUACCCCAAAUCAUCCUGAUCAACAAUUAAUUGCUUCAGGGGGAGCUGAUCAAACUCAGACUCGUGUGCAGAAACAGCCGGUAGUUGUUGAGCAUCACCAACCUCAAAGCUCAACAAAGUAUGAUGGAGGUUUGGUUGCUCGAAUUGCAGCAUUGCUGGUUGGCGAAGAUCCAAUGCAGUCCUACGCACUCAUAUGUGGUAACUGCUAUAUGCAUAAUGGCCUUGCUCGAAGAGAGGAGUUUCCAUUUAUCACUUACUACUGCCCACACUGUCACGCCCUGAACAAACCAAAGCUAUCGGCUGAGCCCAUCUCUGGUUUUAAUUUGCCAAACACUGGUUCCCCAAAAACUGAUAGAGAGGCAGUUAAAAAUGCUAGUAUCACUGCUUCUGACAGCUUGGUCGGAAACAUUAAACCAGUAGAUGCUACCCCGGAGAUCAAGCGCAUAUCUGAAGAAGCUACCACUGAGAUCAAGCCCAUAUCUGAAGAAGCUAUCCCUGAGGUCGAGCACAUAUCUGAGGAAGCUACAACUGAGAUCAAGCACAUAUCUGAAGAAGCUAUCCCUGAGGUCGAGCACAUAUCUGAAGGAGCUACCCCCGAGGUCGAGCACAUAUCUGAAGGAGCUAGUUUAGGGAAAGAAGAAAACUAGUGAAAAGGAAGCAUUAUUUUGGGGCGGGCUGUUCUUUUUUUGGGUCAAAGGGGACGAGCUGUUUGAAUACACGUCUUGCCCCUUGUUUCGGGAAAUAGACUAACUAUAAGGAGUACAACUUUGGUUUUGAGGAAAAGUGUUGAUGUAUUACUUUGAAACCUGUAAUAAUAUAUAAAAAGUAAUACGUAGAUAGCAUUAUCUUGUUUGUAACUUACAGAAAUUUUGGGAUUUGAUUUUCAUUUUGUUAGGACAGUUUUGGCUCAAGAGUUGAAUCCAAUAAUUUGUCUAUUUUGUGUAAA